AUGGCCACCAACGAAGGCAACGUCGUUCAGGCCUUACAGGAGCAGAAACACUACGACGCGUUUCACUGGGUGUUGCCGGGCAGCGAGUUCAUUGCUGCAAAUGACAUCACGGAUUACUUCAUGAUUUACCUCCGCGCGAUUGGCGGAUGGUGCAUGCGGCGCGAUGCGUACAAUUACGAGGACGAGGAAAAGGGAGGAAGAGGAGGAGAAACAUUAGAAGAAGAGAAUGGGAAGAUAAACAUGGAUAUGGAUCCCAUCGGUGAAACACAAAAGCAGAAUGGCUGCGGUGGGGCGGAAACACUUUUCGUGACAUUGCAGAUGCUGCACAUGGAGCAGCCGGUCACACCAGUGCUGCAAUCCUCUCAUACACGCGGUGACGCCUGCAUAUUUGAUGAGUGGGUCAUAUUCCCCAUUUCCGUCCGUGAUAUGCCGCUUGACGCAGUGGUUCGGUGCUGUGUCUACUCCCGUCACGGUCUUGUAGGCUGCACAGCGUUUCACCCCUUUACAGCAAGUGGAAGGCUCAAGGCAGGACCACGGUGUUACAAACUGCACGCUGAAGGCUCUGCAGGUCCACAAAAAAAGGAAACGCCGCGGUGGGAGCUGCUUGCGCGGGAUCUUCACGAUGGUCUUCUGCAGCCGGUGCCGUGGAUGGACAAAAUUGUCGAGCGGCGUCUUGCGGAGAUGCGGGAAGUGCAGGAGUAUGAGGGCAGCGCACGGAUUGUCGCAGGGGAUGCAUCACCAACGCUCUCAUUGCUGUUUCCGCAAGUGCGCAGUCGCGUCCCGGUCUUCCUACUCUCUGUGCCGCUGAACAUGAUUCCCACAACGUUGCCGACCACCCCUCUUGCGGCGACGCCAACGCGGCCGUACCUUGAUAUAUGUAUGGGUGACGAAAACCUCUGUGAAGCGAAGGCGCAUGCCUUGUCCAAAUCCCUGUUUUUGAUCUCAGACGCUGAUGCAGACGUCCACCCAGGCCUCUUGGAGCGUCGUCAGCUGCAAGAAAUUAUGCGUAAGCCUUUGAUUCACUUAGAAGGACUCAAGGUUGACGAUGAAAUGCUUCUUUGGCGGUUUCGCUUCUUUCUUGCCCGUGAUCCCGCAUACUUUUUGCUCUUUAUGCGCUGCGUGAAUUGGAAAAACGAGGCAGAACAGCAGGAAGCCCUCAAAGUGAUGCAGCAAUGGA
This is a messenger RNA of Trypanosoma cruzi, 1177 nucleotides long. RefSeq names its product phosphatidylinositol 3-kinase, putative. The annotation marks the transcript as partial. NCBI's taxonomy places the organism in Eukaryota, Euglenozoa, Kinetoplastea, Trypanosomatida, Trypanosomatidae. The transcript has a single exon. The record is from RefSeq and is a predicted model, not a curated record.